Molecule: messenger RNA, 3489 nt
Organism: Xenopus laevis (African clawed frog)
Lineage: Eukaryota; Metazoa; Chordata; Amphibia; Anura; Pipidae
Gene: nrtn.L
Product: neurturin
Exons: 3
Coding region: 1151-1786 (211 amino acids)
Source: RefSeq, a predicted model, not a curated record
UUGGUUUGCACUUGAUGCAUAGAUAUUUUUGUCUUUGCCUCUUGCAUGUGUUGCACACUGUGGCGGUGAGAGGGUUAUAUGGCAUUUUCAGUAACCUGAUAUUGGCCAGCAGGAGGAGUUAGUGAGAAAAGAAAGAUUAAACUUAAAAAGUCAGGAAACCUCUCUCUCUCUCACACACACACACAUACACAUAUAUACACACGCUCACCCUCCCACCUCUCAAGCCCUUCCUUCAAGAGAAACUCCUUUUCUCCUUCCAACAAGGUUCUGGGUGGCUGAAAGAGGGAGAAAGAUUAAACAUCAGCCUACUGCUAAAAAUAAUUAAUCCUCCAACAAUCCUAUGAAGGACUUUCCUUAUCUAUCUCCCCACACACAUAAUGUAACACAGAAGAACAGAAUUUAUCUGGAACAUAUAUCAGGAGCUUCUGCAGACUGGAACUGGACCAAGCAUGAAAUGAUGGGAAUUUCUGAAGAACCAUAAAUUGUAAGGUUAGUCCAGGGAAAUUAGAAGGGAGCUGUUUUUAACUCGUUCAGAGGAAUGUCAUGCCUUUAAAGACGUGUAGUUAUAUAAUGAAGCACUGCUGACAGCUCUUGGAUGUGGAAGACAUACAGAAGAGAUUUGACUUAAGCUGUGGACAAAUUAACCUGCACCAGUUCAGUUGGCUCUACUGGCAUUUACACCACUUGCAAGAAAGCUAAGACUUUGAAUGACACAAUGAAUAUUUCAAUAGACCUUUAAAUUUGUACUGAUAAUAUUAAAGUAAAUAUAAUAAAAGGAAAAUUGAAGUCAUUGACAUUCACUGAAUCAAAGUGGUCCUGUUAGGAAAAUGGUUGAAAAUAACGAUUUUUCACUGGAUCUUUAAGUGACAGAAGGGAUGUAACAAUUUAGCUCUGGCAAUGUCCGGUAUGGGAUGGUGUAGCUAAUAGGACACUGGACUGCUGCUACUAUUUUGGUUAGACCUAUCUAGUGGAUUUUGCAUUAGUUAACUCAGCUGCCUCAAUGGAAGACACAGAUUUAAGGAAGGUUGCCCAGAUUUUAUGGCUUUGCUCUUUCAACUGUGGAUCUGAUUUAAGGAUACAUCAACUCAGUAUAAAGUAACAGUCUGGAUGGUCCGGGCUAAAGAGUCUCAAUGCCUUGAUUGUCCUUAAGAUGAAGGUAUGGAAGAGGACAGCUACUGUUUUGAUUCUCCUCUGUGCUGUGUUGUCCCUUUUGGUCUAUGCAGAAGUCUUCUACAGGAAAUGGACGUUCAAUUUUGCUUCCUCCUUCUCGCAGUCGGUCACACGCUCACCUUUAAACGGCCAAAGAAGAUUUCCACGGGGUCUGGAACGCAAACAGCCAAUGAUUUCCCAAUACACAGCUCUCUUCGAAAGCUACACACAAGCCGAGAUUCGGGAGCUAGUUUCUACUUUGGUAGAAAGGUACAGCCAGUCUGCACACUCUGGAGACGACCCAAAAAAUGGUGCCAGGAUGAAGAGGGCCCGAGUGCGCAAACAACCUUGUACCCUCAAGGAGCUAGAGGUGAGCGUAAGCGAACUGGGCUUGGGCUAUGUAUCCGACGAAACUGUCCUGUUUCGCUAUUGCAGUGGUACCUGCGAAGCAGCUGUACGCAAUUACGACCUUUCAUUGCAAAGCAUACGAGGCAAGAAGAAAAUCAAAAAAGAGAAGGUCAGAGCCCGGCCUUGCUGCAGGCCAACAGAGUACGACGAUGAUGUGUCUUUUCUGGACUCCAAAAACCAUUACCAUACCAUCAAAGAGGUCUCUGCAAAGGACUGUGGUUGUGUUUGAUGAAAAUAUAGGGUAGAGAAGCAGAGGAAAUAAGCCUAACAGUAAGGUGACCCCCCCCCCCCAUAAAGAGCGAGUGUACUCUCCCUGGUGCCAGUAUGUCCAAUGGGAACGAAGGGUCACAAAGUUGUAUUCAAUUUCUACCUCACUCAAAGCUUUCAAAUGGAAUUUAGCUUUGUGGCACAAACACAAAGAUGGCCAGAGCAAACAAGAUCAUGCAAUUGCACAGUGUUAUGACACCCUCAGAAAAAGAGGUCAGCAUCUCUGUCAGCAUUUCUGCUGUUGAUAUGAAGGAUCCUGAAUUAAAGUGGAAAUACUAAGAUACAAAUAAAGAAAUUGAACUUUUUUUUAAAAAAAAAUAAAUAUCACAAUAUAUUUAAGAAUGCUCACUGCUCAUGUAUUUUCAACUAUUUCAUAUAACAGUGACCAAACUGAAAUGAGAUGCAAAGUUUCACAGCAAUAAGACAUCUCCAUUCAGUUGACCAAAUCUAAGUAUGAGAGUCUAUGAGAGGUAUCAGAAGGCCAUUGCGUCUAGCUUUGUCAUUUCCCUUCCAGAAAGGAAGUGGGCAACUACACUGAGCAGAUGACGUAGUGAUUGUGACUUUGGUGCCAAAAGCCUCAUAUUCCACAAGGCGUGACAUUGACUUUUUCCAUUUGUGCUGACCUUUAUAAUGUGUCUAAGACUGUACAGACCACCGGUUAUCAACUUUAUUUAAUUGUAUACAUAUAUGUAUGUCUGUCAAGAGUCAAGGAGUACUUAUACUAUAUGUUUGUGCCUGGGGGCAGUUCCCAUGCACAUAAUUGGGUCAUGAGUAUUAUCAAGCUCUUUAAUUAUUACCCAAGGUUAUAUAAGGCUGUAUAGCAGCAGUGUGAAGCUAGCAGUUGCACAAAGCGCUGACAUUGGUAUUAAAACCACACUAUAGUCACACAUAGCCUAGUCACAUUCCACAAUAUGCUGAUAUUAGUUUAAAGAACUGAUUAUUCUAGUUAACAGGAGCAUCUGUUGGGGAUAUGCAGAAAGUACCAUUUUAAAGACGUAUAAAUCAUUAUUGCCAAAGCAGUUCUGACUGCAUUCAGGGCCACCAUCUGGGGGAACGGGGAACAGCAGUCAGGGAUCCCAAGAUGAAAAAAAGGCACAAUUCAUGGGGCGUGAAAGGGUAGGGUUUGUGGGUAAGUAGAUGUGGUUUGUGGAGAUCAUUAGUAGACUUUGAAAUAAUUGGGGCAUGGUUAAUGCAAUUUAGGGGAAUGGGGAUUUUCUUUUCUUUGAGGCUCCUGUGUCUAACACCCAGGUGUCCCAUGGGACUGGUUGGCUAAUAAUUGGGUCUUUCUCGGGGGAGGGCCGUGCUAAAUUAGUAGUAUCUGGCCCCAUGAUUACUGAUGGUGGCCCUCAAUGCAUUGCUCACAGUCUCCUUGUACCAUGCAACAACAUCCCUAACAGCUUUAGAACAUCUUAGGUUAGGAGGUUCCACAAGUCACUGAGAAUAACACUGGCCAAUGCAGGCCAUUAUAGGUGUUAUUAACUUGUACCACAGCCCCUUCCCACAUAAAAUAGAUUUUAGUGACAAACUAACUAAAAGUUACUUACCCUCACAUAAAAUACAAUCAAUAAGGACCUCAAUAGACCUUCUCUCCUCAUGGUACAGGUAUGGGAUCCAUUAUUCGGAUACCCAUUAUCCAGAAAGCUCAGAAUUACUCUCUUCCAUAGA